Messenger RNA from Phialemonium atrogriseum, 1475 nucleotides. RefSeq lists its product as uncharacterized. The coding region runs from base 1 to 1125 and encodes 374 amino acids. The transcript is spliced from 4 exons. The record is from RefSeq and is a predicted model, not a curated record. NCBI's taxonomy places the organism in Eukaryota, Fungi, Ascomycota, Sordariomycetes, Cephalothecales, Cephalothecaceae.
AUGGCGCCCGUCGACCAUGCAGGCUCUCUACCUCAGCACUCCCUGCUGAUCCUCGUCUGGGCGUGUUUCAGUGUCGCGUUCCUCUUCGUCGCUCUGCGCACGGCAAUCCGCUUCAAGGUCGCGGACCGGCCGACGGCGGACGACUACUGGAUCUUCCUCGCCUUCGCGACGUUGCUGACGCUGUGCAUCCUCGAAACCAUCCAGCUCCCGAGCCUGUACUAUCUUGCGGCCAUGAUUGCGGGCGGCGCCGCUCCCAAAUCGAUAGUACAAUUGAUAUCCUCCACCGAGACGUAUCUGCGAUUCGAGUUCGCCAUCAUCAUCCUCUUCUGGACCGUCCUCUGGUGCGUCAAGGCGGGGUUUCUGGCCCUCUACUUCAAGCUGUUUCGAGAGCUGCGCCCCUAUCGCCGGGCGUGGUAUGUCCUCGCGACGUUCACCUUCCUCGCAUACGUCGGGUGCCUGAUCACGCUUUGCAUGUCGUGCGGGCCCAUCUCCAACUUUUUCUCGUUCGCGCAAUGUGGCAGGCCGGAGGAUGUGUGGGCAUCGAACUUGAGUGUCUACUACAGCACGGCUGUUGACGUUUUCACCGAUCUCUGCAUCAUGGCCAUGCCCCUCCGAUUGAUAUACAAUGUGAGAAUAUCGCCAAGGCAAAAGGUCGGCCUUGUCUGCGUCUUCGGUCUCUGCUUCGUCAUGAUCGCCUUCGCCAUCAUCCGGGCAAAACAGGUCUUGGUGCCGCAGUACUUUGUCAACCUGACCCUGCUGAUGAUCUGGUCCACACUCGCCGCGUCAAUAUCCGUCAUAGUCGGCAGUCUCCCCGCCCUCAAACUCUUCGUCACCAACCGCGCCUCCACAAGGCGCUCUCGCUACGGUUCCUCCGGGAGCAGGAGAAAGCCACCGUCCGACGUUCGCAGCAACAGUAUCCCACUCAGCUCGCUUUCGAGUGACAAGAAGUCACCCAGUGGACGGCGCCAUUGUAGCGGGGAUUCACAGGAAGAGAUACUCAAGUCCGACGACAGCCAGUUCGUCCUGGUUACACACGAUAUCACUGUCUCAUAUGGCGAAGUUGGCCACCCGGAUCCUGUCUACCAGAAUCGUCAACAUGUUUCUGGUUAUGGCGAGGCUGUGUGAUCUUCCACCGCGACCUUUCCCCGUUAUAUACCACUCUAGAGAUCGUUUCUCGCAAUGGGAACUUCGGGGAGUUUCCACCAGCUCUUCCAGCACAUCAGGACGGGGCGUGUAAUUGUUAAAAUAAAGACAUAAGAGGUCGGUAUGGCAACAAAGAGCAAGGAAAGUGGAAGGACGGUCUUGACGGUGUAAUGAUUAAUGUGCUGAUAAUUGUCAAGAAACUACCAUGAGAAGCAGAAGCAGGCUUAAACAUAGUAAAACAAUCGAUGCAAAUCUAUAACAACAGCAUACGUAGCAUUUAGACAGACAUAUUAUGUGCUCUCGUCUAGAACAAAUAGACAUCUAGUUUUGUU